CACCCGUUUUCUAAAUAGCAACGCAGCAAGAGUGGUGUGCACUGUGGAGGACGCUCCGUUUGAAUCAACGGGCCCUUACCGUGGGUUUACAUCGAGUUUUUUUGCUUCGACUUUGAAAUUGAUACUGAAUAUGUCGACGUUUCUUGGAAAUUUCAGCUGCAAAUUUUCAUUCCAGUUUCAGUAUCGACCUUUUUUCAUUGCCUGGAUGACAAAGAACAAUGCCCUUUGCUGUAUGAAGAACAGAGCUUACGGCUCUGUUCCGGUUAGGUACAUUCCUAAGAAGUCUUAUAAGGUCGAGGAUUCAAAAUCUUUGAAGAGUUCUGAGGAUGAAGAAAUUCAGGAUUGUGUUCGAAUUCGGGCUUCAGAUGGUGGGCGAAGUUAUCGGACAACUUUUGCUUGGGAUGAGAAGAAUAAAAUUCAGGAUAAAAGGCCUAUGAACAAUUUGAUAUUUGAUGCUGAAUCAGAAUCAGAAGAUGCUAUUGAUUGUGAUGUUAGGGUUGUAGACUUUGAGUUCAUGCAAGAGCCAGAGGAUGUUGUCAAGGAAUUCAGAAUCUAUCAAGAGAAGGAUUAUCCUGAAUUGGAUGUAUCACAAGUUAGUAAAAGUAAACAAGAUGCUGAGAAGUUGGCAAUUGAAUUACUUGCAACAAGGGCAUACACAGCAGUUGAGUUGAAAAAGAAACUGCAUGGAAAGAGAGUUGCUUGUGAUAUUACUGAAGCUGUGAUAAAUGACUUCCAAAGCAGAGGGUUGAUCAAUGAUGCGUUGUAUGCGGAAACAUUUUCUCGAUCUAGAUGGUCUUCUUCAAGUUGGGGGCCUAGACGGAUCAAGCAAGCACUGUUCAAGAAGGGAGUAAGUGAAGCUGAUGCAGAGAAGGCAGUAAAACUAGUUUUCAAGGAUGAUGGAUCUGGUGGAGAUCAAGAGUCAAGACAUGGUUUGUCAAAUCUUGCGAUGGAUCAUCUAUUUGUUCAGGCCUCAAAGCAAUGGUUGCGAGGUCAUGAUGUGCCCAGAGAAACACGGAAAUCCAGGAUUAUUCGGUGGCUUCAGUAUCGUGGAUUCACUUGGGCUGUUGUUAGCUUCAUAUUGAAGAAGUUAGAAUCUCAGUAUCCUCACUAGAGCCCUUUGGGAUAUCUCAUUCAUGUUACAUGUGCAGACAAUGAAGGUCAAUCCUGAUUCAGUUAAUGGUACACAUCCAUCACUCAUUUUUCAGCCACAUAAGUUAAACCCUUCUGCAUGAGUAAAAUGGUAGGGAAGCAGGCCCCAUGAAGACAGACUGCUGUAGCCAAAACUUAUGUCACCUUGGUCCUCCACUGUGCUAAACUGCAUUGCGUGUCAGCCUUCCCAGCAGCAUCUGGUUAAGAACAAGGUAUACCUUACUGACACAUGGCAUCGCUUCAAUGUUGGUGGGAUUGACAUCUCUUCCCUGAAAGCAGAUUCUUGUGUGUUCGUGAAGUGCAAAUGGCUAACAUGAACAUUCAUUGUUUGUACUAAUGUAUCUGUCCGCUUAUUCUUGGCACUCUUUAUUAAUAGAUGCUCUGUUUGCUUAUCAAAAAACAAAAAAAAAAAAGGAAUGUAUCUGUCCAGUUAUUGGCACUUGCUUUCACAGGAAAACACAAAUUCGGGUAUGAAUAGACAUCUAGUUAUCAUA
Vitis vinifera (wine grape) is the source of this 1643-nucleotide messenger RNA. RefSeq lists its product as uncharacterized. The transcript is spliced from 6 exons. The coding region runs from base 131 to 1111 and encodes 326 amino acids. Gene Ontology annotation, biological process: regulation of DNA repair. The record is from RefSeq and is a predicted model, not a curated record. NCBI's taxonomy places the organism in Eukaryota, Viridiplantae, Streptophyta, Magnoliopsida, Vitales, Vitaceae.